This is a messenger RNA of Prunus dulcis (almond), 690 nucleotides long. RefSeq lists its product as uncharacterized. Lineage: Eukaryota; Viridiplantae; Streptophyta; Magnoliopsida; Rosales; Rosaceae. The transcript has a single exon. Gene Ontology annotation, molecular function: zinc ion binding. The record is from RefSeq and is a predicted model, not a curated record. Bases 1 to 690 code for a protein of 229 amino acids.
AUGGAGGAGUUGGUGAUUGUUGGGAGUUUGAAAGUGAAGGCAUUUAUAUCUGAUUUGUCUAGAGAUCACUAUGCCAACGCAUUUUUCAAAGGAAUGCGUUAUGGGGAGAUGGCAAACAGUUUAGCGGAGUCCUUUAAUAAUUGGGUUGGUGUGUUUCGAGAUUUGCCGGUGCUACCUUUGAUAGAAGGGAUUCGACAGAAAUUGAUGGUAUUGAAUUCUCAACGACGAUUUGAAGCGGAGAAGUGGACAACAGUUUUGUGUCCGGAGAUGGAAACUAGACUCUGUGAAAAUGCAGAGGCCGGUAGGACUUGGGCAGUUCGUCGUUCUAAUUGCACUGUUUUUGAAGUAUUUGCUGAUUAUUCUGUGAUGGUUGAUCUCGAGCAAAGGACUUGUUCUUGCCGUCUUUGGCAAAUUGACGGUUUUCCUUGCACACAUGCGGGGGCUGCAAUCCUAGCAAAGAGAGAUUCAGUUUAUGAUUACGUGGAGUGUUACUACAAAACCGACUUCUUUCAAAAAGCCUAUGAGAGUCCUAUUUUUCCUAUUCCAGAUAUUGGGAAAGGAUUGGGCAGCAAUGGUUCUGCAGUUGGAGUUGUGCUUCCGCCAAUUACAAAGAGGCCAGCCGGAAGACCACCAACAAAGAGGAUCAAAGUUUUUGGUGAAUUUAAAAGGCCAUUGAAAUGCAGUCGGUGA